CAUUUAUAUUUUAUCAAACUUAGUGAGGGGGGAAAAAAACACCCAUUUAACAGUUGGAAUUAUCAAGUAUCGAAUACUGUCACAUCUAUGGUAUGAUUUAAUUCUUGUUUUAAGAGAAAACUUUCAGGAAUGUAUAAUAAAUAGAAAGGGAUCUUUCUUUUACGAUAUACAAUACUGGUAUAUACAAUGUUGCCAAACCGAACAGUAUUUUGGUCCGUAUUCAACAUUCCGCUGUUCGACCUAUAGAGAAACAGUACUGUGGAUUGUUUGUCAAUAUCUUGGAGUUAGUUGAUUUUUACCAACAUUUAUAUAUAAAGCAAUUGUUUUACAAUGACACAAAAAAUCAAAAAAAUAUCCUGAUUAUAAACGUAUCAGAGUGUUUUGUAUAUAUAUAAAAAACGUACUGAUAAAAUAAUACUGACAAAAAGAACAUCAUAUAUGUAGUAUAAUGCUACUUUUAUAUGCAAGUGAGGAAUUCCAUCUGUUUCGUUAGAAAAAAGAUUAUUUGAAAUUUUUACAUUAUAAAAAAUAUUUAGACUUUUCAUAAUUAAAAUUUUAUCAAUUGUAUAUUAUCAUGGAUAUUUAAUACAAAUAUCUGUUUUAUAAGUGAAAAAGUAAAAAUUUGUAAUAUAAUAACAAAAAAAGACGGAUAACCCUUAUUAUAUAAAAAGUUCCAUAAAUUGGUACUUAUUGAUACAUUUUUAAAGAUGUACCUCAGGAUGUCACAACAAAGAGAUAUAGAUGGUUUAUAUAAUAAAAAUGAAUACAUCCGACAAUUGUGUAUCUUGUUUAGUUGAUGCACAAAAUAUUCUCUUAGGCAAUUGUCUAUUUUCUUUAUUGCAUAUCUUUAUUCUUGCUCUUUUGGAGCAAUCUCAUUGUCAUAAAGUAUCCAGUGUUCAUAAAAUCACUUUUAAUGAGGCUGAAAGCACGUAUAGGAAGGCAAACUCUCUUUUGAGAAGUUACAGUGUUCUACAACUGACUUUCAUGAACAAUGAACCAUUCGGGAAGUGGAAAACGUCAGGCGAAGGUUUUGGAAGAAAACUAUUGGGACUGCAGUGUCUGCACGUAUAGAAAUACCGCAGAAGCAUUUAAGUGCCUCAUGUGUGACGUCCGUAAAGGAACUUCUACGCGGAAACCCCGCAUUAAUCCUCAACUUGUAGCACAACAGGUUGCACAGCAACAAUACGUACCACUUUUGAAACCAGGAAAAAAGGAAGGUGGAAGUGGAGGUAGUACAACUAGUAGUGGUAAAGAAAAAGAUCGUAAAUUGGACAAACCAAGACGUAAAAAUAGGCAUCCACCCCGUCUCAAAAAUAUAGAUCGUAGUACAGCCCAGACCAAUGAAGUGACAGUAAAUAAUGUUACUGUCGUUAUUACAGAAUAUAAGCCCAAAGUGAAAAAAAGUUCAGAUCAAUCUGGUUUAUCUAGCAGUGCUUCUUCUGAAAAUGGAAGUCAGCAUGAUUCUAAUCAAGACUCUAGAAGUCUGGAUAUAGGAACAGAUGCUUAGCUCAGUGCUAUAUCACAUAUGUGUAUGAAUUAAUCUAAUUAAUAUAUUAUAUAAUGUAUGUUACUCUUUAUGGACUAUGGUCCAUUAUGUAGACAAAAACAACCAUUUGUCUAUAUGUUACAGGUUACAUAACAUUCAAUGAGGUCAGAUGUUUUAUGCUAUCAGUGGAAUCAUUGAAUUAUGUCUUCAAUAUAAUCUAAGAAAUGUCAUAUAAUGUUGCUACAUACUGACAUCAAAAUUGUCUGUUUCAAUGACAGUAAUCUUGACAUCUAAAAGCAACAGCAAAAGUUAGUUAUAUUUAAACUUAUUUAUUUUAUAAAUUUAUAAUAUUCUAAAUUGAUACUUAAUAUCUAAUUGAAUAUUUUAGAUAAUUUUAUUUAUGCAACUUUGGAUAUUACUUAUUCUACUUAAUAUUAUAUAUAUUGACUGUAAAAAUGCAUUAUAUGCCUUAAUAUGGCAAAUGGAAUUUGAUACAUUCAUUGUUGACAUAACAAUGUCCACGUGACUUUCAUUGAAUCUAUAACACCACUGCCAGAAAGCAUGUUGUAAGAUUAUUGUUAAUUAGAAUAUUUUAACGAACUCAUUUAUGUAUAAUAUGAGGUAUUUAAUUUGUUUAUUUAAUAAUGACUAUGACAGAAAAUUAAAAAACUGGCAUUGGUACGUAUACCUUGAUCCCAUUCCAAAAUUAUCUAUAAAUUUGAUCUGUUCCAAGCUUUAUAUUUUAAUAGCAAUUAAUUUCACUAAUGCAAAAAUCUUUAAUUUAAAUAUACCUAUACAUAAAAAAAUAUACAAUUAAAUUACAUAACAUAGUACAUAAUAUAAAUUGAAAUAGAUAUCACAUAAUUCAAUAUUAUAUAUUUUAGAUAAUAUUUGAGUUUGUAACAAAGAAUUUUAUUAAUUUUCAUUGCUCACAAUUUUCAUUAUGUUAAAACACAACAAAUAUAAUUUUUAUGUACUUCUUUAUUGCCCACAUUUUAAUAGCUCUAGGAUAUAUAGAUCGAAUAUAAUAUUAAUAGAAAAUAUUUGACCAAUUUACUAUAAAAUAUUAAUUUUCCAUAGUAAAAUUAUAAAAAUUGAAAUAUUAAUCAUAAAAGACUAUUUUUCUUUUGAAUUAUUGAUAUUGCAGCAGAGCAUAAAAGCUACAAAUUAGUAAGCUCAUAUUAGUAACUGCCCAAUCACUUAUAACUGUGAUUUAUAAUUCUUUUUAUAUUUAUUUUUACAUAUUUUAUGUUACCAGGUAAGAAAUAGCAUUAUCGAAUUAACUCAGACAAAAUUUAUUAUGACUACAAGGACCAUAAACAAUUUGAUUAUUUCAUGUAUGAAAUAUUAACAUGCUAUAAAAUCAAUUCUUUUUCAAUUCAUGUAAAAUAUUUGUAUGCUAGUUAGAUUGAAAUAUAAAAUGUAAUUUGUCAUUGAAGUUAAUA
Messenger RNA from Apis cerana (Asiatic honeybee), 2931 nucleotides. It is a transcript of the gene RYBP, whose product is annotated as ring and YY1 binding protein. The record is from RefSeq and is a predicted model, not a curated record. Gene Ontology annotation, cellular component: nucleus. Gene Ontology annotation, molecular function: transcription coregulator activity; DNA binding. NCBI's taxonomy places the organism in Eukaryota, Metazoa, Arthropoda, Insecta, Hymenoptera, Apidae. Gene Ontology annotation, biological process: positive regulation of DNA-templated transcription.